Molecule: messenger RNA, 1851 nt
Organism: Leptosia nina
Lineage: Eukaryota; Metazoa; Arthropoda; Insecta; Lepidoptera; Pieridae
Source: the annotation of a GenBank genome assembly
AUGGCUAUCCAUGUUCUAUUAGCUUCGUCUGCCCUGAAAACGGUCAGCGUGACUGGUCUCUGGCUCAUACCGUUGCUGCUUGGAGCGUUUACCUAUCACAAUUACAAUUCGUACGAUCCAGAAGCGAAAGUGCACGAUAAAGAGCCGAGAAAGGAAUACGACUUUAUUGUCGUCGGAGGCGGAUCCGCUGGCGCAGUUGUAGCCAACAGGCUGACUGAAAUUAGCGGUUGGAAUGUUCUUUUACUCGAAACUGGUCCAGACGAAAAUGAAAUUACAGACGUGCCAUCGCUCGCAGGCUAUCUUCAACUUACGAAAUUGGAUUGGCAGUAUAAAACUGAACCUACAGAAUACGCAUGCUUAGGUUUUAAGAAACACAGGUGCAGCUGGCCAAGGGGCAAGGUCCUAGGAGGAUCCAGCGCAUUAAACUAUAUGAUAUAUGUUAGAGGUAACCGACUCGACUUCGAUCAUUGGGAGUCAUUAGGCAAUCCAGGCUGGUCAUAUGAAAAUGUAUUGCCUUAUUUCAAAAAGUCUGAAGAUAAUAGAAAUCCUUAUUUAUCAAAUAAUAAAUACCAUGGGCGUGGUGGAUAUUUAACGGUCCAAGAAGCACCCUGGAGAACACCCUUAGUAGCUGCGUUUGUUGAAUCCGGUGUUGAAUUAGGUUAUGAAAACAGAGAUAUUAAUGGAGAGGUCCAAACCGGGUUUAUGAUAGCUCAAGGGACGAUAAGAAGAGGAUCAAGAUGCAGCACAGCAAAAGCCUUUUUGAGGCCCGUUAGAACGCGACCUAAUCUCGACAUCUCACUGAACUCGCAAGCAACUAGAGUCUUGAUAAACCCAGUAACAUUGAAAGCGUUUGGAGUCGAAUAUGUAAAACAUGGAGUGAAGAAGGUUGUAUACGCAAGAAAAGAAAUUAUUUUAUCUGCAGGGGCCAUCAAUAGCCCUCAAAUAUUAAUGUUGUCUGGAAUAGGACCCAAAGAUCAUUUAAGAAACGUAGGAAUACGCGUCUUGAAGGAUUUACCUGUCGGUGAAAAUCUGCAAGAUCAUCUGGGUGUAGGGGGUUUAACGUUUCUAGUCGACAAACCUGUAUCAAUUGUACAAAAUCGAUUUCAGGCUUUUCCUGUCACCAUGAAUUAUGUGGUUAACGAACGAGGACCCAUGACUGUACUAGGAGGUUUGGAGGGUGUCGCGUUUGUUAAUACCAAAUAUGCGAACAGUUCCGGCUUGUGGCCAGAUAUACAAUUUCAUAUGGCACCAGCUUCCUUCUCCUCAGAUAAUGGUCAAAUAGUAAGAAAAAUUCUAGGUUUAACGGACGAAUUGUACGAUACAGUCUUUAAACCUAUAGCUAAUAAAGAUGCUUGGACGAUAAUGCCUCUACUGCUUCGACCUAACACAAGGGGAUAUGUUAGAUUGAAAAGUUCAAAUCCAUUUGAUUAUCCAAUUAUGAACCCAAAGUAUCUCGAGGACAGCUUGGAUGUAAAGAGACUCGUCGAAGGUAUUAAGAUUGCGAUGCAAGUAGCAAAUGGUACACCUUUCAAGCAAUUCGGUUCGAGACUGUACAUGAAACCCUUGCCAAAUUGUAAGAAAUAUACAUUUAUGUCAGAUGAGUACAUUGAAUGUCAAGUAAGAACCAUUACUAUGACAAUAUACCAUCAAUCUGGCACAGCCAAGAUGGGGCCUUCUUGGGAUCCUGGUGCUGUUGUCGAUCCCAAAUUGAGAGUGCAUGGUGUAGAGGGACUGAGAGUAAUAGACGCUAGUAUCAUGCCAACUAUUGUUAGUGGAAAUACGAAUGCUGCAGUAAUUAUGAUAGGAGAAAAAGGUUCCGACAUGAUAAAGCAAGACUGGUUAAAUCGGUGA